Sus scrofa (pig) is the source of this 3387-nucleotide messenger RNA. NCBI's taxonomy places the organism in Eukaryota, Metazoa, Chordata, Mammalia, Artiodactyla, Suidae. The record is from RefSeq and is a predicted model, not a curated record.
AGAAAAGCAAAUACACUUCCCUGAUGAGGCUUCCAGAGGAGCAAGAAUAGCGACGUGAUGCCACCUGCAGCCCUAUAAAGAUUGGCCCCUCUGUCUUCCCCUCACAGUCGUGGCCUCUUAACGUUCUUGUGUUCAAGUGCCAAAAUGAGUGACCGCUAUCUAGAACAAAGGAUUAGUAUCAAAUUUUGCGUGAAAUUAAACAAGUCGGCAAGCGAGACCCACCAUCUUUUAAAAGAAGCUUAUGGGGAGGAAGUCAUGUCAAGGGCCAGAGUUUUUGACUGGCACAAAAGGUUUAAAGAAGGGCGAGAAGACAUUCGAGAUGAUGCCCGAAGUGGUCGUCCAGUCACUCACCGGACGGAUGAAAAUAUCCGGAAGGUCAAGGACUUGGUUUGUUCCAACAGGCAGUUAACCGUGAGGAUGAUGGCUGAAGAGUUAAAUUUAGAUAAAGAAACCGUUAGACUCAUUCUCAAAGAAAACUUGAAUAUGAGAAAAGUUUCUGCAAAAAUUAUAUCAGGUAUUCUGAAGGGUGAGCCUCAACCUCGCAAACUUGACUUUCGGUCUGAUCUUUCCAAGGAAACGAGGAAAAAUAGCUCAUGUGUGGGGAAAAAGGGAGCAGUUAUUUGUGUUUUCUGGGUCUGCACGGUCGAUAAAUUUUCAACGAGCAGUGAUUCUGUCCCUCAUCUUUCACGGCUUUAUGGGCCUUCAGGGAACGGAAUCAUAACAUCCUGGUUUCCCAUAAGUUCUCUGGCCGCUACCCUGGCACCAAUUAAAGACACGUCCAUGCCAUUCAUCAAAACCACUUGGGAAGCGCUCGGGCGCUGCUCCUCUGAUGUGCCGCCUGCCCCACCUACAGUAGUUCCUCGGCUGCCGCGAUGGAGCCAGGCACACAGGCGCUUUUGAUGAAUUGGUUGUGCCGGCCACACGUGUUAACUAUGUCAUCUGCCAUGACGAAUGAGGCUCCCAGGUGGAUCCGUGUGAGCCGAGCAGCCCUGCUGGCUGGAGGUGGCUCCGUUUCCACGGCCAGCCUGGGACGCGGCGGCAGCGUGCAGGGUACACACUCCAUCGUGUCCGCUGGAGUCCUGGAGGCCUCUAGUGUUGGAGCUGAGAGUCGUCGUGACGGAAACUGGGGGCCAGGCUCUGUGCUGGGGGCUGGUGGGAAUGGGACCCUAUUUCAACGUCUGCACACAUGAGAAUCAAGACCCAGCAGAGUGAGGGGCCUGCCAAAGCCUUGCCUUGCGGGGAGAGAUCGCCAAGGAGGCAUCGUUCCUACUUUUGAGGAACGAAAGCCCUAGAUGAGCAAGUAAACUUGCAAGAGGGUAAAAAUGAGGGCCUGGUGCCAGGACAGCUUCUCAAGGGUUAAACGGGGCUUUCCUCCCUUCCUUCUGCAGACAUUUAUCAAGAGGAAGAGGGUCUGGGUUUUAGUCACCCCUGCAAUCCCAAGAGCAUGUGAUUUGAAGUUGACAGGUGUGUGUCCUGGCUCUCCUUUGAGUUGAUGUAAUCCUGAGCAAAUCUCUUUUCUGAACCUUGGGUUCCGUGGCUGUCAGACGGGGACAAGCCAUAUAUUGCCUACCCAGUUACACCCUAGAGACAUUGCGAAGCCCGACCGAGGUAAUGGGUGUGAAAGCGUAAGAGUCCCGCACAUGUUACUUAUUAUUCCCAUCAUUACCGUCUCGAAGGCCCCCUGGCUGAAAGCGCUGCCAUACGGAUCCACAGAUAGCUUCAACUCUCUUCCUCUUCCUGCCCCUUUCCAAAUGCACAGGAAAGAAAAGGAUCUAAAACCAACUGGUCCUCUGCCUACAAUCUCAACAGCUUUCCCAGAGAGUCCGUGACACAGAACGAGGAAGAACUUGGCUGUGGUAAGUCAAUGUCAUUCCACAUGUUGAUCGAGCACCUGCCACAUGCCAGAUGUUGGCCCCGCUGUCUGGGGAAUCAGACUUGGAUAAGACCUGUUCCUUGGCCACCUUGAGAAGCUCCCCAUUUAGUGGGAGAAACAGACAUGGACGUAAAUAACUCUCAUAUGCUGCAGAAAAAUACCACUGCCGUAGGCAAGAUACACAUCAAGCGCCGUGGGAGUCAGAGGAGGCAAUGAUUCAUUCCCUAGAAGGAGAGCGGGACAAGUUUCACCAAGGCAGUGACGUUAAGGCCUGGGCAGGGGUUAGCGCUGUCAGGAAGCGGGAGCACCAGGGCACAUGCAUAGAACACCACGGGCAAAUGCAUGGAAUCCUGAAAGGAACGGUGAUCUAGAGGAAAGAAUAAAAUCGAGUAAGGCAGGGAGCGUGAGGAUGAGCAAAAGAAGACUCGCUGGGCCCCAGCUCUGAAACCCAGGCAUGGCUGCUGCUGUUUCACUGUUCUCUUGGCCAGCUGAGGUCACCUUGGCCUCAGUCCCUCAUGGCAGAGAAUCCUGCACCCGCCCUUCCUCCAGCCAGGCCCAUCCCGAGCCCCAGGCGGGAGAGCCAACGCUACAAAUGAACAGGAACUAGCAACGACUAGAUCCAAAGCGGUCUGGGCUGGGAAGCCCUGGUCACAGCCAUUCUGCCCAGGUGAGAGCAUCACACAGAGGCAGCAGUGACACCAACAUCUGAAGCAGGACAGCAAGGACCUGAGGCCUCUCGGCGUGGAUCGCGUACAGCGUCUCUUUCCUUCCCUCCUUUGUCUGACUUCUUCUUUACGAAGGCUGCUGUCAGAAAGGCUUUGGAAAGCCAGGAGCUGCAGCUGGGCUCAAAGCAUGGCCAUGGGUCACCCAAGGGGCUCAUAUCGUCUCUGUCCUUCCAUUUUUCAUUAUAACAGGGUUUUUUAUUGUGCCAAUAAUAGUGAUAAGACCGAAAACCUCAAAAGAGGAGAAAGAAGAAAAACCACUCACUCACAUGUUAGUUUCCAUCUCUUCUUGCCCCUGCCCGCCAGCGACUGUGGGCACAGUUUUAGGGGGCAGCUUUGAUCGCUGACACGAUGACAUAUUCUUACAACUCAGCCUUGUAUCAGAAAGCUUUUUCCAUUUUGCCACAUUACUGUCAAUCUCUGGUGUCCACAGAGGCCUGACCCUGUUUUUCCCAAGACUGAAGAAAGAUGCCCAGGCCAUGUAAAAGGGUGCCCCAUGGUGGGCCUGGGGUGUAGCUGUCACUUGGCGUCAUGGUGCAGAGGAAAAACAUGGCUCUGCCAUCACACAGACUUGGGCUGGCAUCUCAGCUCCUCGACUUUGAAGCUGGGUGGACCUGAGUAGAUCCCUCCAUCCCUUUGAGCCUCAGGUCCUUGUCUGUGAAAUGGGGAUGCCAUCCGUACCACCCUCAUAGGAUCGUUGUUGUGAGAAAUAAAUGAGAGACCACAGGGAAAUGCCCCUAAAUGGUGGCUCUCCUUCCCACGCCCCCGUGGGGGCUGACCUUGCGUGCACUG